Molecule: messenger RNA, 2112 nt
Organism: Monomorium pharaonis (pharaoh ant)
Lineage: Eukaryota; Metazoa; Arthropoda; Insecta; Hymenoptera; Formicidae
Gene: Hacl
Product: 2-hydroxyacyl-CoA lyase 1
Exons: 12
Coding region: 94-1794 (566 amino acids)
Biological process (GO): fatty acid alpha-oxidation
Cellular component (GO): peroxisome
Molecular function (GO): catalytic activity; thiamine pyrophosphate binding; magnesium ion binding
Source: RefSeq, a predicted model, not a curated record
CGCUGCGAAAGUUCAUAUUUUGUGUAUCUGCCGAACGUGUAUUCCUUGAUUUAAUCUCGCGUGUGUCAAGGAUACGAACACGAGCGUGCCAGGAUGAAGAACGGAAAUCAAAUCUUAGCGGAGGCCCUGAAGGAGCAGGGCUUGACUUAUGUCUUCGGCAUCAUGGGGCAUCCUGUGAUUGAUUUGGCUCUAACUAUGCAAUCCGUCGGUAUGCAGUAUUUAGGUUUUAGAAACGAGCAAGCCGCUUGUUACGCUGCACAAGCUUACGGAUAUCUAACGAGAAAACCUGCGGUGGUGUUAUGUGUCUCUGGUCCAGGAUUGCUGCAUGUCAUUGGCGGUAUGGCAAAUGCGCAAGUAAAUUGUUGGCCCGUGCUUGUACUAGGAGGAUCUUGUCCUGAGGAUCACGAGGGUAUUGGCGGAUUUCAGGAGUGGCCACAGGUCGAGGCAAGUAGACCGUACUGCAAAUACGCGGCAAGGCCGGCAUCACCUAUGCUCAUACCGCUGCAUGUCGAAAAGGCUGUACGACUCGCUACUUAUGGUAGACCAGGCGCUGUUUAUCUCGACUUACCCGCUACAUUAUUGACCCAAAACGUGAACGAAAGUAAAAUUGCAAAGAUUUUACCCUGUUCACAACCACCACUGUUAUAUCCUGAUGCGAAAUUAAUUCAGCAGGCAGCGAAUUUAUUGAUAAAGGCAAAGAAGCCUUUAGUGAUAAUUGGCAAAGGAGCUGCUUACGGUCAAGCCGAAGACCCGGUGAGAGAACUCAUCUAUUCAACAGAUUUACCUUUUUUACCAACUCCAAUGGGAAAGGGUGUUGUACCAGAUACGGACGAGCGUUGUGUUUCUAGUGCGCGAACCUACGCCUUGUUACAUUCCGAUGUCAUUUUAUUGCUGGGUGCGAGAUUAAAUUGGAUGUUGCAUUUUGGACGGCCACCAAGAUUCCAAAGCGAUGUCAAAGUCAUACAGAUCGAUUUGUGUGCCGAAGAAUUGCACAAUUCCGUACCGUCUGCUGUCGCUAUACAAUCCGACAUUGCACCCGCAACAGAAUAUCUGACAAAUACACUGAAAAGUCGGAAAUGGCGUGUUGACCGAAAUUAUUCGUGGUGGAAGGAGCUCGUGGCGAAAGCUGAACAGAAUAAGCAAGCAGUUCAUCGAAUGUCGAUGGAUACCAGUGUGCCUCUGAAUUAUUAUACUGUAUUUAAGCAUAUUCAAGAUAUUAUACCAAAAGAUUGCAUUAUUUGUUCCGAGGGAGCUAAUACGAUGGAUAUUGGACGAACUAUUCUCUUGAACAAUCUACCUCGUCACAGACUAGAUGCUGGAACGUUUGGCACUAUGGGUGUAGGGCUUGGAUUUGCAAUCGCAGCUGCCCUUUAUUGUAAAGAUAAUGCGCCGAAAAAGAGAGUAAUUUGUGUAGAAGGGGACAGCGCCUUUGGAUUUUCUGGCAUGGAAAUUGAAACUAUGUUUCGUUAUAAACUACCGGUUAUUAUUAUAAUCAUAAACAAUAAUGGUAUAUAUGGCGGUUUUGAUAAGGAAACUUUCAAACAGAUACAGGCAUCUGGAGACCCUACUCAAGUGACACCUCCAUUUUCUUUAACAUCUGAAACUCAUUAUGAGAAACUGAUGGAGAUGUUUGGCAAAAAAGGGCAUUUUUGUACUACUGUGGAGGACAUUCAACAAGCAUUAAAGUUAUCUCUCAAGGUGGUAGAUAGUCCCAGUUUAAUAAACAUUGUAAUUGAUCCACAAGCAGAUCGAAAGAAACAACAAUUCAGCUGGCUAACAGAAUCAAAAUUAUAAGUUUAUGUGCAACAGGUGGUAUAACACUCAAUAACAGCACCAUUCUGCAAUUCUAGUUUCUUUUUUGAAGAAACUAUUUUAAUAGAUCUUUAAUUAAUAUGAUUUUAUAAAUAAUAUUUUUAAGUAAAAUACGAGUCAUAGAGAUAAGAAUUAUUUUAUAUAAUACAUAAUAUCUAUCACUUCAGGGAAUUUUUUUAGCUAUUAAUCGAUAAAGUUGAUUCAUAAAAAUAUAUAUUAUGUAUAUUGAAUUAUCAAAGAACAACAGGUAUCGAGUGUACAAAUGUACAAUGUAUAAUACACAUAAAAAAUGUUUGAAAA